CUCUAUCUUACAACCUCCCAGUUGUCCUCUCCCUAACACUCCCUCCUUUCCCCAUGCGAUUUGCCACCACGUUCAAUCUCUUAUUGCGCACAUACACCACCCACCUUGUCCUCCGCUCCCCAUCUUCCUAUGGCGGAGCGGGUCCCAGCUCCCGGAAUCGGCAAGGAUGAGUACUCCGAACAGCAACCUAAUGAAAUGAUCCAACCAGCAGCCUCAUCAUCCACAUCUAGGGCAUUAGUACCACCAUCCCAAGAGUUAGUCCCCCACAACCAAUCUCAAUACACCACCUUCAGGGCCGGUACCUACGUUGUCCAGGUCCCCAAGGACCAAAUCUACCGCAUCCCUCCCCCCGAAAACGCCUCCAUCAUCGAACGCCACCGCGAUCCGUCCAAAAGGAAGAAACCCCUCUGCUGUAACUUCGUCUGUCUUGGGAUCCUCAGUUUCUUUCUCCUAUUCAUCAUUUUGCUCAUCGCCGGGCUUUACGUGUCCGUGAUCUUCUCCAAAGACCCAAAAUUCUCUGUCCAACGCCUCGUGUACAACAACAAAACUAAGUCGCAUCGACCGGACUAUACCAUAACGUUGAAGGCCCAAAACCCAAAUUCCCAAGUGGCCAUUUUGUACAAGAAAGGCGGUGAGGCCUCCCUUUAUCUUAACACGCAAGAAAUCGCCACCGCUAGUUACCCGUCUUUUGAACAAGAUAGUGGAAAAUCAAAAGAGUUUGCUGUAAUCUUUCAUGGCUCCAAGAUUAAGUUGCCUAAAGAGAUUCAGAAAAGUAGUACAAGUCCCAAACCAAAAGUCCACGUCAAGUUUUCUCUGGGCAUGGACAUCCCGGGGCGAAUGAGUAGGGGGGCCUUGAAGAGAAGCAUGACAUUUCGGGUCGAUUGCGAUUUUACGGUGGAUACGUUGGUGAAAGGAACUCGGGUUCUGAACCAGGAAUGUCAUACAAACAGGAAAUAGCAAUUACAAAAUAAUGUGAUAUUACGUAGGAACGAGUUUGGCAGCAUUCAUCAUGUAAAGUUCUAUUAUCUGGAGGAUGCAAGUCAUGAAUGAAAGAAUAAUGGAGUCUGGUGCAUGUAUAUUUUGGAUUUCGUAAGUGUAAAAUAACUAGAGCAGAAGUUCGAUAACAUUUCGUAAGGCAUGCAAAUUGAUGUAUUGAUGUUCUUUCUUUUUUUUUUUAUUCAUUUUCUGGUGUUAACUUUGUAGAGUUUCAAUUCUUGACUUCUUGUUGUACGACUUGUAUCCUUUCGGUGCUCGUUGUUUUUCAUUGAUUGUCUGGUGUUUUAGAAUUUAGAUCA
Messenger RNA from Rosa rugosa (rugosa rose), 1295 nucleotides. RefSeq names its product NDR1/HIN1-like protein 13. The record is from RefSeq and is a predicted model, not a curated record. Gene Ontology annotation, cellular component: plasma membrane. The transcript is spliced from 2 exons. The coding region runs from base 130 to 957 and encodes 275 amino acids. Lineage: Eukaryota; Viridiplantae; Streptophyta; Magnoliopsida; Rosales; Rosaceae.